Molecule: messenger RNA, 777 nt
Organism: Chaetomium globosum CBS 148.51
Lineage: Eukaryota; Fungi; Ascomycota; Sordariomycetes; Sordariales; Chaetomiaceae
Exons: 6
Coding region: 1-777 (258 amino acids)
Molecular function (GO): protein-lysine N-methyltransferase activity
Source: RefSeq, a predicted model, not a curated record
AUGACCAACCAUGAAAGUGACGACGACGGGCUAUCGCUCCCCGCCUCCACCCUCGAUGCGCUAAAGGAGUUCUACGCCGAGCGUGAUGCCCGCGCCGAGGAGUUCAAGAAGCUCAAGGUGCAGGCCGAGGCGAUCCACGCAGCCAUCGACAAGGUUGAGGUUGAGGUGAAGCCCUUAUCUAUGGAUGCGUUCACAGAGGACUGGAACGAGAGUCAGUUCUGGUAUGCGGACGAAACCGCCGAGCUAUACGCGAAGCUUAUGCUUGAGGGAGCCACGUCGGACAUGACGGUGGCGGUGGUCUCAACACCCAGUGUGUUUAUGGCAGUGAAGAACAUCUUGAACGCUGCUCCUCCAGAACAGCCCAAGCCUAAGGUGGUCCUGCUCGAGCACGACAGGCGCUUCAACAUCUUCCCAGAAUUCGUAUAUUACGACUUUGCCGAACCGCUCAAGUUACCAGGCACCUGUGACCGCAUCAUCUGCGAUCCGCCAUUCCUCAGCGAAGACUGCCAAACCAAAGCGGCACUCACCGUCCGCUGGCUCGCACGCCCGCUCUCACCAAACACCGACCAGGAACAACCACAACAGCAACAACAACAACAACCGCGACUGAUCGUGUGCACGGGCGAGCGCAUGGAAGACGUGGUGACGCGGGUGUACCGGGCGUUUGGGCUGCGCACGACCGACUACGAGCCCGUGCACGCGCGCGGGCUGGGCAACGAGUUCUACUGCUAUGCUAACUUUGAGUCGUCGAGUUGGGGGUGGCGGAAGCGUGUUUAG